GAGAUUCCCGGCGAGGCCUGACGGCAUGAGAGAUGGGCUGCCAGAACUCCCAUCCAUCCGCUAUCCCCGAGCUGGAGGAGAUCAUGCAGGAAACGGGCUUUUCGCAGGCCAGCGUUGUGCGCCUCUAUGACCGAUUUCAGGCCCUGGACAAGCAGCAGAAGGGCUACCUGAGCAAAUACGACCUGCAGGGGAUCGGGGAGCUGGCGGUGAACCCCCUGGGGGACCGGAUCAUCAACGCCUUCUUCAAGGAGGGGGAAGAGCUCACCGAUUUCCGAUCCUUCAUCCGGGUCCUGGCCCAUUUCCGGCCUGUGGAGGAAGAAAAGUCCAAGGAGACUGGUCGCCCGGAGCCCAUGAACAGCCGACUCCGAAAGCUGCAGUUUGCUUUUCAGCUCUAUGACCAGGACAGUGACGGGAAGAUCUCCCGGGAUGAGAUGCUGCAGGUGCUGCGGCUGAUGGUUGGCAUCCAGGUGACGGAGGAGCAGCUGGCGUGCAUCGCCGAGCGCACCAUCCAGGAGGCCGAUCAGGACGGUGACGGCGCCAUCUCCUUCGAGGAGUUUGCCACGUCAGUGGAGAAGCUGAACAUCGAGCAGAGAAUGAGCCUCCGGCUGCUGAAGUGACCCGUCAGGAUCGGAGAGAGCCCCCCCCCACCGGCCCCCCAGCACUGGGAAGAUCCACUCUCAGAGGGGCUGCGGCCAAUCAGCUUUCAGCUCCGCCCUCUCAUCAUCCAAUGGAUCCCACCAGGGAGGGGCUGCAUCCAAUCACACUUCAGCUCCACCUUCCUGCCUCCGCAUAGUUCCAGACAGAGAAGAGCUGCUUCCAAUCAGAUUUCAUCUCUGCCCCCUCA
Molecule: messenger RNA, 844 nt
Organism: Terrapene triunguis (Three-toed box turtle)
Lineage: Eukaryota; Metazoa; Chordata; Testudines; Emydidae
Gene: CHP2
Product: calcineurin like EF-hand protein 2
Exons: 7
Coding region: 33-617 (194 amino acids)
Molecular function (GO): calcium ion binding
Source: RefSeq, a predicted model, not a curated record